AUGACGGUGGCGCCACUCGUCCGGGCGUUCGAGCACCUCCCGAACCGCCCAAAGUCGAAUGAGGCAAGACCACUUCUGGAGAAGAUUGCUAGCCAAGUCAAGCCCAUCAUGUCCAAAAGGGGAUGGAAAGUGGGAACACUUGCCGAAUUCCUUCCUGCGAAUCCAGCGCUACUCGGGAUCAACAUCAACAGAGGGCAGCGGAUACACCUUCGACUGCGGCCGCCUGGAAAUGAAGACACGUUCUACGAGUAUGAUCAGCUGGUGCUGCUCACUCACAUCGUCCACGGACCACACGACGACAAGUUCUACAAGCUCCUUGGCGAACUGGAGGAAGAGUACUACGGCCUGAAGUCGAAAGGUUACAGCGGCGAGGGCUUCAACUCUGAUGGCCACCGACUCAACGGCGUUCGCGUGAACGAGUAUGAGGGCAAGAAACGUGGCCCCGCGGCCGCAGAGAAGCGCCUCGCCCGCCAGAGAGUUAUGGGGCGCGGCGGUGUGCUAGGUGGCUCCAAGGUGACAGGGAAGACGAUGCGCGAGAUCGUCGCCGAGGCUGCUGAACGACGACUACGCGAUGACAAGUCUUGCAAGGUGGACAACAAGGAGGCGGAGGAAGAGGCACGGAAGGCGCAGGCGGAGAGUCAAUCUACACGCAUUGAUGUUGAGGACCUGACCGCCGCGUCUCCCGAAACAUCCGGGGCCUCCACUCCGCCGUCGGCGCAGCUUUCUGAGCCCGCCGAGCGCCGACCAGCUCCUCCGUCCCGAGCAUCGUCGAGUAAAAGCAAACGCGCUCUGUCCAGUGAUGAUGAUGAUAUCAUCGAGAUCGACGCCAAGGACUUCGAGGGCACAAAGGGCACGGGCACGUCGUCUGCUCGGUCGAAAGCCAGCAAGACCGAGAAGAUCUCGCUUGCCAAAACCGCACCCAUCCUGCCAAGCAAACCGUCACCGAAGCCGGCGACUGCACCACCAAAUCCGCGUGGACGCUCAGAGUGGGCCUGCCCGACCUGUACAUUGCUUAACCCUAUCCGUGCGACGACUUGCGACGCCUGCACGACACCCCGUCCUCAGCAGAUGGCCACGAAGGAUGGAUGGUUCUGUGACUUUUGCGGCUGCGGCCCGCGAGACAUGACCUACUGGACCUGCGGCGAGUGCGGUUCCAUGCGGACCUGGGGUUAG
Molecule: messenger RNA, 1173 nt
Organism: Trichosporon asahii var. asahii CBS 2479
Lineage: Eukaryota; Fungi; Basidiomycota; Tremellomycetes; Trichosporonales; Trichosporonaceae
Product: zinc metallopeptidase
Exons: 5
Coding region: 1-1173 (390 amino acids)
Source: RefSeq, a predicted model, not a curated record